This is a messenger RNA of Thamnophis sirtalis, 1768 nucleotides long. It is a transcript of the gene APLF, whose product is annotated as aprataxin and PNKP like factor. The record is from RefSeq and is a predicted model, not a curated record. Gene Ontology annotation, cellular component: nucleus; site of double-strand break. NCBI's taxonomy places the organism in Eukaryota, Metazoa, Chordata, Lepidosauria, Squamata, Natricidae. Gene Ontology annotation, molecular function: DNA-(apurinic or apyrimidinic site) endonuclease activity; 3'-5' exonuclease activity. Gene Ontology annotation, biological process: double-strand break repair.
UGGCGCAGUCAUGAGUGUGUUUCUCUUAAAAGGCAGCGAGCUAUUGGUUACACCGGUAUGGUAUGUUUCAGUUCAGCAGAUAGGAGGAAUAUAUACAAGAAGGACGGAAAAAUGAUAAUUGUGGUGUAGAAGACCUACCAAAUCAAAUCCCCACAACUCUGCAGUCUACCAUGAGAUCUCAGAGUCAGCCUUCAGAACAAUCAACAAUUUCUUCUAGCAAAAACCAACUUUCAGAAGUACAUUCACUUAUGGAAAAAGCAACCGAAAUCCCAGAGAGGUUUACUCUUCCUAAAAUAGAGGAAUCAAGACCUGCUCAGCGAAAAAGACAGCUUCCAGAAUGGAUGCUGACAGCAGAUCUAAUGGUUUCAAGCCAGUCAAUCUCAGCCUCUAAAAAUGGUAGUAAUGAAGAAGAAAAGCCAGGUGUAAGUAAAAAGCAGAAAAUUCUUGAAAGUGAAGAUUCUGCCCUUCUAAAAGAGGGGGUAUUUACUAAAGAUGUUGCAAAGAAAAUGCCAAGGAAUGGAAGUAAAAAAAUAUCUCAGAAACUUGAAAGUUCGUUUGAGCAAUUUAACAAUGAGCUGGAUGAUGAAGAGAUGGACCUGGACCUCAAGUCAGAUGAACAAGCAUCUCAGUCUGCUCAAGUACAUACAACAAAUAUAAAAGAAAACAAAUUGGAGAUUGCUAAUGCUAAAACCAGGCAGGUUUAUAAGGAAAAGCCAUCACAAUCAUUACUCAGUCAGGAUGAUAUUCAAGAGACUACUCUGAAUCAGACUACUGGAAUAGAUACUUCAAAUAUAACCGAAAGUCAGGAGAUGCAACAGAGGAUUUCCCAGAGGAUUUCUUGUCAGUAUGGGAACAGCUGCUACAGAAAGAAUCCUAUACAUUUCCAGCAAUUUAGUCACCCUGGUGAUAGUGAUUAUCAUGACUUAGAAGCUUUAACUCAGGUUGAUGAUGAUAGGCCUGAAUGUCCUUAUGGAACAGCUUGUUACAGAAAAAAUCCACAGCACAAGUUGGAAUAUAAACACACAACUCCUCCUGAAUCUGAUAGAAGGCAGAGAUCAAAAGUUACAAGAAAAGUAAGAAGUGUUCUUGCGGAUGAGAGUGAUGAUGAUGGUGAAGCAAAUGAAUACAACUUGAAUGACAGUUUUAUAGAUGAUGAAGAGGAGGAAGAGAGUGAUCCUACUGAUGAAGAUUCUGAUUGGCAACCAGAUUGUCAAGACAAUGAUGGUGAAGAUAUGGACAUGCUUCUCAAAGAAGCACAGAAUUUUGUUAAAACCAAGAAUUAACGAUAUUCAAAUAUUUUGAUAGAGUUUAUAAAGCAUCCUUCACAAUAUGAAACAUGUAUCCCAUUAGGUGAUAAUGUCACUUUUUAAAUAGUGACUUACUUUAAUUUUACUUUAUAAAAUGGGAUUAUAUAUGUACAUUUCAAAAUUUCAUGACUCCAUAGCUGAUAAUGCUUGUGAAAAAAUCUUAUGUGUUAAGGAGUACACUUAAGAUUGCUGGAUUAAUAUCAUUUUUGUAGUGAUAGGUGUGACUUUGUGAUUUAAAGUGAUGAAUGCUUUCCUAAACUUUGUAUUAACACAUUUCAUUGCAUAGAUGGAUAAAUAAUAACUUCAUAUUGGUAAUGGCACUGAUUUGGAUUUCAUGUCUUUAUUCUAUCACUGAUAAUAAAACUAAGAGUAACUGCACUUUUUGUAAUAUGUUGUUUAACAUUGCAAGUGAUAUUAUUUCUAUUUAAGAAGAAAGUAUAUAAAUUUAUUCUGAAAGAUAA